GUUUGGGCAGAGCAUAUGCUCUGGCUUUUGCUGAAAGAGGAGCUUCAGUUGUUGUGAAUGAUCUUGGAGGUGAUUUCAAGGGAUAUGGUAAGAGCUCCUCAGCUGCGGACAAAGUUGUCAACGAAAUCAGAGCGAAAGGAGGGAAGGCAGUGCCCAAUUACGAUUCAGUAGAAGAUGGUGAAAAACUUGUGAAGACAGCACUUGAGGCUUUUGGGAGGAUAGAUAUCGUUAUAAACAAUGCUGGGAUCCUGAGAGACCGUUCAUUCGUUCGGAUAAGUGAUGAAGAUUGGGAUAUAAUUCACAGAAUUCAUUUAAGGGGAUCAUUCCUGGUCACCCGAGCUGCAUGGAAUCAUAUGAAAAAUCAGAAAUUUGGCAGAAUAAUUAUGACUUCCUCAGCUGCUGGGAUAUAUGGAAACUUUGGUCAGGCAAACUACAGUGCUGCAAAACUUGGUGUUUUGGGUCUUUCAAACACAAUUGCAAUUGAAGGCCGGAAGUAUAAUAUCCACUGCAACACAAUUGCUCCUACUGCUGGAUCCAGACUGACCCAGACUGUCAUGCCACAAGAUCUGAUUGAUGCUUUCAAACCAGAGUACGUGGCUCCGUUAGUUGUCUGGCUUUGCCACGAGAGCUGUAUGGAGAAUGGCAGUCUGUUUGAGGUGGGAGCUGGUUGGAUUGGAAAAUUGCGCUGGGAGAGAUCCUUGGGUGCUAUCGCUAGAGGCAGAACCCAGCCGAUGACAGCGGAGGCGGUGCGAGACAAAUGGGAGAAGGUCUGUGACUUUGACAACGCCAGCAAACCCAGAACUAUCCAAGAGUCUGUAACUGUAUUGAACGAUGCUCUAAGUCAGAUAGAGUCUCAAGGGGAUGUUUCUAUGAAUUCAACAAGCUCUGGAUCAGUGGUCUCUUCAUCUGUUGACACG
This is a messenger RNA of Merops nubicus (carmine bee-eater), 917 nucleotides long. RefSeq names its product peroxisomal multifunctional enzyme type 2-like. Gene Ontology annotation, molecular function: oxidoreductase activity. The record is from RefSeq and is a predicted model, not a curated record. The annotation marks the transcript as partial. NCBI's taxonomy places the organism in Eukaryota, Metazoa, Chordata, Aves, Coraciiformes, Meropidae. The transcript has 11 exons.